AUGGAACAGCAAACAAAAUAACCACCUGUGUUUAUUUACAAUAAAAAUUAUGACACUCCUGAUACAAAAGAUCAUUUCUUUGCUACGCAAAUCUAGACUUUAGUUUUGGCAAUAUUUAUCACAGGCAUGAUGCAACUUUCUAAUCAUCUUGCUAUAUAUCUAAUUUAUUGCUGCCCUAUGUAUUUCUUUAUAGUAUUACUUUAAUGGUUGGUUUUUUGGAAACCAAAACGUGACCUCUCAUUUGGGUUUAACAUAUAUAAUUUGGUUAUGUUCAUAAUUUGUUUGCCUAUAUUUUUUGGAGUAUUUUUUGCCGUUUUUCAUCCUACUGCUUCUUUAGAAUUUAAAUAAGCUUAGAAUUGCCAAUUGAUCGGUAAGUAAAGUAAAUGGAUAGAAUUUACUGAGAAAUACUCCAUCCUUUAUAUCAAUUUUGAAUAUGAAGGAAAGCAAUACUUAGGAUAAGCUUGCGCUUCUAAUUUCUAUUAAGCUGAUACAACUGACCCAAUUUUUCCAUAUUAAUUUUACUACAAAUAUGAUAAAGUUUAAUGUGGUCCAAUAGAUAAAAAUUUUACAGAUCCAUAAUAUCCUAAUAGAAUGCUAUCCUAAAAUGAUAUUCAUUUACCUAAUUCAUAUAAUAACCAAAGAAUACUUAAAAGAGGUGGCGGUAGUAGAGGCGGGGGCAGCAGAGGUAGUUCAAGAUCAAGUUCAUGUUACAGAAGUUAUUUAUGGAGUAAAGUAAAAAUAGCUAGCUGGCUAUGCAUGGAUAGUGAUUUCGAUGAAGAAGAUUACAUGUAACCUCAAUCUUGCUAUGUUAAUUUUUUUAAUGGAGAUAUGGCAGCAUAAAACGGAGAAUAAAGAUAAGCUAUGAAAGACUAAAAUAGCUUUCCACUGAUAGCAUUUAAGUCUCAUGCUUACUUCCCUGAAAUAGAUUUAGUUUGCUUAAUAAUAUUUUCAUAUUAUAAUUGGAUAUUAUCUUUUAAUUCUUUAUUUUAGUACCCAGCUUAUUAUCUUCUCAAAAAGAUUUCAAACAAAAACAACUAAAAAGUCAUCCCACUAGAAAUUUAGCCAUAAUAAUAGCAAUCUAUUUAACAGGAACUCUAGCAAAAUUAGCUACAACCUAUUUAACAGGAGUAGUAAAAUAAAUUUAAUUUGGAAUAUUUUCCAUACCUAGUCCAAAUAAAUUAACAAUUAAAGAAUAAUAAUCUCGAUAAUAAUAAUGAUUAUGCUGUUUAGUCUUUAAUGCCACAAAGUGAGCUUUCAUAAUUGUUUUAGUAAUAACCAGAUCCUAACUAGGUUCCAAUUCAUACAAAGGAUGGGUUAACACAUUAAUAUAAUCUAUAAAAAGAUUAUAAUUCUGCUAAAUCUUGUAAUGACUGA
Tetrahymena thermophila SB210 is the source of this 1374-nucleotide messenger RNA. Its product is annotated as transmembrane protein, putative. The record is from RefSeq and is a predicted model, not a curated record. NCBI's taxonomy places the organism in Eukaryota, Ciliophora, Oligohymenophorea, Hymenostomatida, Tetrahymenidae. The transcript is spliced from 3 exons.